Messenger RNA from Pecten maximus, 866 nucleotides. RefSeq lists its product as uncharacterized. The record is from RefSeq and is a predicted model, not a curated record. The transcript has 4 exons. Bases 111 to 587 code for a protein of 158 amino acids. Lineage: Eukaryota; Metazoa; Mollusca; Bivalvia; Pectinida; Pectinidae.
ACCGUGCCUGCGCGUUGAUUGAUCUCUGAGGUGUUUAAGCAUUUGUAACAUAUAAACAAAGCGACGAAGUGUAUUUAACCAUAAUUUUACCUGGCGAAACAAGCACGUACAUGUUAAAAACGAUGAACUCCCUCCGUGUGGCUUGUGUUUUGGCGAUUUGCGUGACAUGCAGCCAUGCAAUAGGAGAAAAGAUUUACCUUAAAGCUGCCGAUCACGCCUACUUCGCCUUGAGUACCAUAACUGGUAAGUUUGUGGGACAAACUCGAACUCCCGAACCUGGCUAUAGCGUCAUUAGCAUGGACCAUUUCAAGGCUUUGCUAAAGCACUUCUCUGGUACCAGUAACAUACAAUCUGCUCACCGACUUGUUUCUCCGAACCUCAAUACUCCCCAAAUGGCGGAACCACAAGUUCGUGGUGGCAACCUUGAUUAUGGCAGCGCCUUUAGCAAUGACGGAACCUCAUCUACCUACUUCAAGAACCGCGAUGAAAUGCAAAAUCACCCGAUCACCCAGCCUACACAGGAUGACCUUAAUCAGCAGGGCUUUGCUAACCCGCGCGAUCCAUUCACUGGUAGAGUAUAUGCUUGAGUCACUCUCAGCGAGGAGCCCUAGGGAGGACCUUGAUGUACCCGCAAACAAGGAAGCUUAAAUCCCCCCUCCCAGCGAGAAAGACGUCCUACGUUUCUUAUUUCACGUUUUUUAUGAACAUAAGUGGACAUUCUCUGUCCUUAUCCGCAUCAUUUUACCUACAUCUUUAAGCACCUAUCCAUUCAAGCAUCAUUUCCGCAAUUUCAUGAUCGCUUAAUUUAUAUUCACGAAGAAAAUUUAUUUUGGAAAAAUAUCGAAAAUAAAGUUCUUCAUUUCAAA